Messenger RNA from Camelina sativa (false flax), 436 nucleotides. The record is from RefSeq and is a predicted model, not a curated record. NCBI's taxonomy places the organism in Eukaryota, Viridiplantae, Streptophyta, Magnoliopsida, Brassicales, Brassicaceae.
ACAGAGGCAGAGUCGGAACAAUGGUGCAUAGCGGAUGAACAAACGCCAGACGAUGAGUUGCAGGCAGCCCUAUCGUGGGCAUGCGGUAGCGGUGGAGCUGACUGCAGCAAAAUGCAGCAGGAGAACCAGCCAUGCUUUUUGCCCAACACAAUCAGGGAUCAUGCCUCCUUUGCCUUUAAUAGUUAUUACCAAACUUAUAAGCACAAAGGUGGUUCUUGUUACUUCAAAGGUGCUGCCAUGAUCACUGAGCUUGACCCCAGUCAUGGUUCUUGCCACUAUGAGUAUAACCCCUGAUUCAAAUGAUACAACAAGAUGAGAAGCUAUAAUUUUGCAUUUAUACAUUUUCCCUAUGUAAUGUGUUUCCCUUGGAAACUGUUCUCUCAUUACUCUUACCUUUGAUAAAAUUUCUUCAAUACAACAUGCUUUCUAUUGUGCA